AUGAAAUUCUCAAUCACAUUAGCUCUCUGCUUCACUCUCUCCAUUUUCUUAACCGGAGCACAAGCAAAAGUCCCCGUCGACGACCAAUUCCGAGUGGUCAACACAGGAGGCUACACCGACUACAGCCCAAUCGAAUACAACCCCGACGUACGUGGCUUCCAACCCUUCACCGACACUUUCCGUCUCUGUUUCUACAACACAACCCCAAACGCAUACACUCUCGCCCUCAGAAUUGGAAACAGAGUUCAAGAAUCCACCCUCCGAUGGGUCUGGGAAGCUAACCGUGGCUCACCGGUCAAAGAGAACGCCACGUUGACUUUCGGAGAAAACGGAAACCUCGUGCUCGCGGAAGCCGAUGGCCGCCUGGUCUGGCAAACGAACACCGCCAACAAAGGUGCCGUGGGGAUCAAGAUCUUGGACAAUGGCAAUAUGGUAAUAUACGACUCCGCCGGGAAAUUCCUAUGGCAGAGCUUCGAUUCUCCGACCGACACGCUUCUCGUCGGACAGUCACUAAAACGCACCGGUCGGAACAAGCUCGUGAGCAGACGGUCUCCGUCGAUCAACACAAACGGACCGUACAGUCUCGUGAUGGAAGACAAGAAGCUAGUUCUGUACUACACGACAAACAAAACUCCGAAACCAAUCGCUUUUUACGAAUACGAGUUCUUCAGCAAGAUCACUCAGUUUCAAUCUAUGACUUUCCGAGCCGUGGAAGAUUCCUUCGAUACCACGUGGGGCCUAUCUAUGGAAGGUGUCGACUCUGGUUCUCAAUUCAACGUCUCGACUUACAUCUCGAGUCCCAAACACAACGCGACGUUGAGUUUUAUCCGGUUAGAAUCAGACGGGAACGUUAGAGUUUGGAGUUACAGCACGGCAGCGACAGCGACGGCUUGGGAUGUGACGUACACGGCGUUUAAGAACGACGACAGAAACGGUAACGACGAGUGUAGAAUACCUGAGCAUUGUUUGGAGUUUGGUUUGUGUAAGAAAGGUCAGUGUAACGCUUGUCCUACCGACAAAGGGCUUCUUGGUUGGGACGAGACUUGUAAGACUCCGAGUCUCGCGAGUUGCGAUCCCAAGACGUUUCAUUAUUUCAAGAUCGAAGGAGCUGAUAGUUUUAUGACUAAGUACAACGGUGGUUCGUCGGCGACGGAGAAAGCGUGUGGGGACAAAUGUACGAGUGAUUGUAAAUGUUUAGGGUUUUUCUACAAUAGGAGUAGUUCGAGGUGUUGGUUGGGUUAUGAGCUGAGGACAUUGAUCAGAACUGGAAAUUCUUCGUUGGUUGCUUAUGUCAAAGCUCCUAAUGCUAGCAAGAAGUUACUUCUUUGA
Molecule: messenger RNA, 1329 nt
Organism: Microthlaspi erraticum
Lineage: Eukaryota; Viridiplantae; Streptophyta; Magnoliopsida; Brassicales; Brassicaceae
Source: the annotation of a GenBank genome assembly